Molecule: messenger RNA, 222 nt
Organism: Plasmodium vinckei vinckei
Lineage: Eukaryota; Apicomplexa; Aconoidasida; Haemosporida; Plasmodiidae
Product: conserved Plasmodium protein, unknown function
Exons: 1
Coding region: 1-222 (73 amino acids)
Source: RefSeq, a predicted model, not a curated record
AUGAGUGAGUUUAAGGUUGGCUCCAAGUUAAAAGAACAAGUAGUGUGUAAUAUGCAGCCAUUAAUUUUAUGUUUACACAAACAUGAUGAUGAUAUAACAAAAUGCAUACCUGAAAUUGCCAUAUUUGAAAAAACAUGUAGUAAAAAGGUGAACUAUGUUCAUGAUCGAAUAGGAUUGGAUGAUACAAGGAAUACUUUAUAUACUGGGAAAAAGGCUAUAUAA